GUCAGCAUCAGUCACUGUCAGCACCUAUACUAAUGUAGUUUAGACUAUCUAAAGUGCAUAGCGGUGUCAAAAUUUGUCUUUGUUCUCCUCUCGCAUGCCCAAUAAGACCUGCAAACCGUGGGAGAAGCCAGCUCCCUACAAGCGGCGUCAUGAUUACGAGUUUCCAGGUGGGGACAACGAGAUUGUCGAGGAAGUUCGAAGACAAAUGGCAAUUGAAAGGGGGGAUAUCAUAGAGCUGGAUUCAGAUAGCGAGGACGGCGACGAAGAUGAAAACGUGACGCCGGAGUACACUCUCACACAAGUAUUCAUGCUGUGCCAGCAACUCGAAGAUGCUUGCCUUCAAUUUGGUGAACUUGAGCUCUCAUUUGAUCUCUCAAAACGGCUGCGGGCAAUUAGGGCUGGUGUGCGCAGAGAGGAAAUUCGUGGAGCAAAGCAGACAACAAUAGAUUCGUACUUCGGCGGUAAAUAG
Messenger RNA from Suillus discolor, 469 nucleotides. RefSeq lists its product as uncharacterized. Lineage: Eukaryota; Fungi; Basidiomycota; Agaricomycetes; Boletales; Suillaceae. The transcript has a single exon. The record is from RefSeq and is a predicted model, not a curated record. Bases 95 to 469 code for a protein of 124 amino acids.